AUGUAUGUAUGGAACGAUACGAAUGCAGAAACUGAAUCCUAUUUUGAUGAUAAAUCUACAGACGAUGAGGAUGAAAAUGAGAUUAUGGCAAAUCUUGAAAAGCCCUCACGAUAUAUAUGUUAUAUUUCCCAUAAGAUUGAUUGGAGCAACACAAGAAUUGUAAAAGCUGCAACUAGCAUAAAUAAUUUUCUCGCUUUGACUGAUGAUGGCAAAGUAUGUUACACAAACGUUUCGAAAGAGGGAAUACAUUACAGUAUGCGUCAAGUCGAUAUCAAUGAGAAGAUUACGUGCAUGAGUUGCGGAACUAAUUUUUAUGUGGUAGUUACGGAUAACUGCAGAACGUUCAGUUGGGGGAUAUACACAAUUUUGUGCGGGGAAUUGAGUUUGAGUACUUCUUCUCAAAUUUUAGACGAAUUUCCUUUCAUAGUCGAAGAGCCACGUGAAAUGGCGGAAUUUGCAGGCAAAACAAUUGUCAAGGUAGUCUGUGGAAUUAAUCACACACUCGCUCUAACCGAUAAAGGAAAAGUCUAUGGCUGGGGUUUGAACAGUUAUAAACAAUUGGAUCUGAAUAACGGUGAUGACAUUUUGUCUCCUAUCAUGAUAAAUGUAGCUAAUGUAAAAAAAGUAUCGGACAUCGCCGUCAUUGGUUCCCAAAAUUUUGUCAAGUCUAACGAGGAUGGACUUGUGUAUACAUGGGGUUGUAUUUUUGAAAUAACAUUUAAAAAACCUGCCAUAUUUGAAUAUACGAACGUGUUUGACAUAUCCAACUCGGUGAUAGGUCAAUCGCCAAUAUCCGUGACUCGUGAAUUCAUAAAUGAAGAAUUUGACAUCCUAAACGAUUUGGAAACUGCAUUCAACGAUCCAUCAACGAGUGAUCUCACGAUAAUAGUCGAGAAACAAUCAAUUUAUGUUCACAAAGCUAUCUUGAAGAUUCGUUCUAUAUAUUUUAGAAGUAUGCUCCAAACUAAUUUUGUUGAAAAUAGUCAAAGCAUCAUCGAAACCCAUUAUUAUAGAUGA
This is a messenger RNA of Trachymyrmex cornetzi, 1017 nucleotides long. Its product is annotated as protein pim1-like. Bases 1 to 1017 code for a protein of 338 amino acids. The record is from RefSeq and is a predicted model, not a curated record. Gene Ontology annotation, cellular component: cytoplasm. NCBI's taxonomy places the organism in Eukaryota, Metazoa, Arthropoda, Insecta, Hymenoptera, Formicidae. The transcript is spliced from 7 exons. Gene Ontology annotation, molecular function: protein binding; guanyl-nucleotide exchange factor activity.